AUGUUCGAUCCCAUGCACGAAGAUGAAGAAGAGUACUGCUACUCGGACCCAGCUUCUUCUUACGGUGAUGAUCCAGUAGAAAGCAGCAGCUCUUCAAGAAAUCGCGGAUUGAUCCUUCAAGUCCGUGAACCCACUCCAGAAGAUGUUUCUUCCUUGAUGUUCUUGGGAACAGCUAUUUCAUCAUCAAAAAAGCCUUCAUCAUCAUCAUCAUCAUCAACCACUACCACACAGGACCCUCUCUCGGAACAAGAAACCAAUGAUCUUCUUCACCGUUUACCUCCCAUUCAAGCCUCUAGCAAUAACUCUCAGGAUUUCUUCAUGAUGAGAGAGAAAUCUCUCAAACCUCCUUGUGCCGCUGAGACCAUUCAUCAGAUCUUUCCUCCCGAACAAUUGGAGAAACCAGAACAAUUGAAACUCGAGGAGGAAGCCUUGAAUGGUUCCUCUCUCCGAGUGCUGAGAUAUUUGCCUGAAGGGAAAAUGGAUCGAUCCGUUCCUCAUAUCAGCAUGACCUUCUCUCAACCCAUGAUUGAGUUGUCGAGUGUGGAGAAUGUAGAGAGCGUGAAUGUUUUGGACUUUAUUGAAAUUAACCCCAUGCCAAAGAAUGGUGGAAGACUCAAGUGGAUGGGCACUCGAACUGUCUUGUUUGAACCUUUGUAUCGAUUUGACAUGUCCACACGAUACACAGUCACUAUUAAGGCUGACAAGGUCAAGUCUGUCAUUGGUGGAGUGAUGGAGAAGGAUGUUGUUUUUACAUUUGAAUCACCACGAUUGGCCAUGUUAAAAAGAGUUCCAAAUUCAUCCAUCGUUCCUCUGAAUGAGUUUCCAAUCUUCUAUAUGGAAUUUGAUCAGGAGAUUGAUCCUGCUGUGUUGAUGAAUCAUAUUGCCGUCAAUAGUGGUUACAGAGCUCAAUUGGUGCUUAAUGAUGGUCGUUCCGAUAAGAAUGAGCAAGUGAAAAAGUUCAUUGAGAACUUGUUGAAUGAGUACAAUAUGAAAAAACGAAAUCUCUCGCUCUAUGAGGAGGUGAUGUAUAGCUUGAACAAUGCUCCUCCCAAUCGACACUUGUGGUUCAUGAUCGAUGUCAAUUCAAAGAGAGUGUCACUUUCAGAGUCUGUGCAAGUUGUUUUGCGUGCUGGAGCCACCUCAUCUGAAGGCAAUCUUCCAACCGAGGCUGAUAUUAGUUUCUCGGUGCGAAAUUAUGCUCCUUUCACUGUCCAAAAUACCUACGGUGGUACAAAGCCCUUAGAAGCCUUCCAAUUCGUAUUCUCUAAUAGUAUUGAUUAUGAAGAGCUCCAAGAAGCUCAUGUCAAGGCAAUGCCAAGCAUUGAAAGAUUUGAACUUCAACCCUCCUCGACCAGUUUGUAUGUGAAAGGAAAGAUUUUGGGAAGAACAGAAUAUGUGGUCGAGUUGAGUGAAGACAUGCGUGAUGUGUACGGACAGAAAUUACAAGGAAAUCGAACAUUUAAAUUCAAUGUUGGAGGUGCAGCUCAAAGCUUGAGUGCCUUCCAGACGGGUCUCAUUGUCUUGGAUCCAACAGUGAAUACGAAACCUGUGUAUUCUGUAUUCUCUGUAAAUCUGAAUGCUAUUCAUGUGCAAGUGUAUCAAGUGACACCUGCAAAUUAUAGUAGCGACUUGUUCUAUGUGGAUACAUACUCACACUCUGUAAAGACUUUCCCUGGAAAGAAAGUUAUGGAUUCAACCAUUAACACCAAUGGAAAACAAGACGAACCAACAAUUACUGAAAUUGAUUUGUCCCUCUAUUUACAAUAUCCAAAAGAAAAUCUUGGACAGCUGUUGGUGUUUGUCGAGCCUGAUAAAAGCUCUUGGAAUGGAGAUUGGAGAUACAGACCAACAUUUGUUUCCUGGAAUCAAGUCACCAAAAUUGCACUCGAUGGUUUUUAUGACGCCGUAGGGGGCAACAUCUAUUGUUGGGCAAACUCUUUGAGUGAUGGCUCUAUUUUGAAGGAAGGAAUAACUUUCAGACAGUCAAGAAUAUCAACCGAUUUUAAGCCAAAUAACACUACUGGUGUUGCCACCAUUGCUCACAACUAUGAUGGUCCAAUAACCAUGACUGCAAAUCUAGGUCAUGAUUGUUGCUUUGUUCCAGAUUUGUAUCUGUAUUAUAAUAAGAAAAAUGGAUGGUUGGCAUAUAACAUGUUCAAUGAUCGAGGCCUCUACAAACCAAAUGAGGAAAUUUUCAUUAAGGGUUAUGCUCGUGACAUUACGAUUGAGCAAUAUGGCCAACGCUACAAAGUGCAACUUCCAAAGAAGGGUACUUACAAAUACAUAGUAACUGACUCUCGUGGAGCCAAGUAUCAUGAAGGCACUCUAAACAUUUCAGAGAGCGGAUCUUUUGAUGUGAAAUUCAAGAUUCCAGAUAAUGUCAAUCUUGGAAAUCAUGUACUGAGAGUGGACAGUCUAGGUAUGGACACAACCUUCAAAGUUGAGGAGUUUAGAACACCAGAGUUUACAGCCUCAACAUCCAUCCCUCAGCUGAGAUAUGUGGUGAAUGGUGUUACUAUUUGCAAGACAAAGGCAGAAUAUUAUUCAGGAGGCUCUUUGUCAGGAUCAAAGUGUCAGUAUAUUGUCAAGCAAUCUGAAACUAGCUACUCCCCUCCUAAUUUCUCUGAUUAUUCCUUUGGUACAGAAAUUUACAACCCCUUCUAUAGCUAUUAUGGUUAUAGCAGCAGCAAUGAUUUCUUUGUUCCUCCACCUCCUGUUAAGUUCGAAGGAAUCAUUGACGGAGAGGGCCAACACGAACUGGCAAUAUCAUUUAAGGAAAGUGAGAGACCAAAAAAGAGCCCAAUCAAUGUCACUGUAGAAUCUAUUGUACAAGACAUUAAUCGCCAAACCAUGUCGAGCACAUCAUCGUUUUUGGUUCAUCCAUGUAGAUUGUAUUGUGGAUUGAAAUUGGAAAAGAUAUUCACAAAACCAAAAGUACCUGUGAACCUUUGUCUUGUAUGCUGUGAUAUUGAAGGUAAUACUGUCGAAAAUAUUGAUAUGGAGCUCGUUGUUAAGACCAAGGUUGAAAAGAAAAAAGGCUAUUCGAUUGUUCACGAAGAUGUGGAGGUUUUGAAAACCACAAUCAAAUCUCAAAAGGAACCCAUCAAGUAUCCUGUAAGCUUUGAUAAGGGUGGAAAUUAUGUGUUUACUGUGACCAUUAAGGAUCCAGAGUCUCACUUGACAAAUACUUGCUCUGGAUCUCUGUACAUUACUGGAGGAUCAAAGAGUAAGAAGGACGUGGUGGGAAGUCGCCUUGUAAAACAGAAUGUCCUCAUGGUUCCAGACAAGACAGAGUAUGAGGUUGGCGAUGAAGCGAAAAUUAUCAUUCAAUCUCCUUUCGAUUCAGUUACCACUGGACUUGUCACACUUCGCUUGAACUCUGUAACUGAAACUUACCCAAUCACCAUUGAUCCAAACAUUGGAUCUCUUGAAUUCACAAUUCCUAUCAAGAAGGAAUACGUUCCCAAUGUCAUGGCCUCUGUGUCACUCCAAGGAAGCGAAUUGCGGGUUGACUCCCUUGGUAAUAUCUGUACAUCAAGUCCUAAUCAACCAGCGUAUGGAGGAGGUGAAUGUCGACUGAAUGUUUCACGUAGACAACACCUAUUAAUUGUUGAAGCAAUUCCAGAAAAGCAAUUUGUGACACCUGGAGUUUCAACAUUUAUUGAUGUUGUUGUAAAAGAUGUAGUCACAAAGAUACCUCAAGCAAAUUCUGAGGUGUGCGUCAUUGCUGUGGAUGAAGCAGUACUCGCCCUUACUGGUUAUCGAAUUUCAAAUCCUAUGAGCUCCUUUAUUAUGGAUUAUAGCGGUGGUUUUCAGGAAUUUUCUGUCAGAGAUUAUGUAUUUGUUAAGAAUAAUUUGGACGAUAUUUAUGUAGAGGCAAAGAACGACUGCACUGAUGAUUGUGAUGAGAACGAAGAUGAUAACGAUCGUGAUGGUUUUGGAGGUUGUUACUGUGCCGAAUGUGAAGAGUGUUGUUUGGACUGUUGUUGCAAAUCUUGCUGUUCUAAUGCCAGACGCAACAGCAUGAGCAGAGAAAAGGGAGAUGGUGUAAUGUAUGACGAUUGUGAACCUGAAGAAAAUGAAGGUGGUGAGGCUCCUACUAAAACUAAAAAACCAGCCAUCGCUCUCAGAAAGAACUUUAAUCCUGUUGCUGUAUUCAGCCCAGUUAGUGUGACUGAUUCAGAUGGUAAGACUCGAGUGCAUUUCACCCUACCAGAUAAUUUAACUAGAUACAGAGUGACUGCUGUUGCAAUUCAAGGGGAUGACUUGUUUGGAUUGGCAGAAAUCUCUAUUGUGGCACAACUACCUUUAGCCAUCCGACCAUCACUUCCACGAUUUUUAAAUUUUGGAGAUCGUGCUGAAUUUACAUGUAUCUUGCAAAACCAAACGAUGGCCAAUUUGAGUGUCCAUAUUGCUAUUGCGUAUACAGGUUUGGAAUUGUUGGAUUCCUCAAAGAGAGGUUUGAGAGUCCUCAUUCCAGCCUUACAGAGGGCAGAACUACGAUUCCCAAUGCAAGCCGUUCAAAUUGGUGUUGCCAAAUUCCAAGUGGGUGUUUCUGUGAGCGAUUCAUUCAUCAACUUCUCGGAUGCAGUUGAGAAAGAAGUACGAGUUUUCACACCAGCCACCACCGAGGCCUUUGCACACUACGGAGAAAUGGAUGGCACUUGUAACAUGUUCCAACCCGUCAAAAUUCCCGACCAAGUGUAUCCACAAUUUGGUGGCUUGCAAAUUACUACCAGCAGUACCUCUCUUGCUUCUCUCACCGAUUCAUUCCUUUAUUUGUAUAAUUAUCCAUUUGAUUGUACUGAGCAAUUGUCAAGUCGAGUGUUGUCUAUUGUUGCCUUGAAAGAUGUUCUUUAUGCUUUUAAGGCCAAUGAUAUGCCAAAUGAGAGCACGUUACUGAAGAAACUAGAAAGCAUGUUGUCCAUUCUGUAUGGAAGACAACAUCCAAAUGGUGGAUAUGGAUGGUGGACGUAUUCCAAUGGUUGUGAAACGAGCCCAUAUUUGUCUUGUCAUGUUGGACAUGCCUUUGCGAGAGCCAAGCAAGCAGGUUUCACUUUGAAUGAGACUUGUGUCACAAAGCUUUCAAAAGUUCUCUCAAAUAUUCACAAUUACUUUUACAGCUAUUAUUCAGAGGAAGCGAAGAGAAGUAUUCGUGCAUAUGCGUAUUAUGUAUUAGGACUGUUAGGAGAUUCUAACGCAGCCAAAUUGGCUGAAUCCUUAUAUAAGGAAUGUGGUGGUGUGAGUGGAAUCCCAUUAGACUGCUUAGCAUGGAUAGCAACUACCAUCUUUUUAGGAAAUCGUUCAAAUGUGACUUCGACUGUCUCUGAAAUUUUGAACUACAUGCUCAUGCAAAUCAAUGAAACACCACAAACUGCUAACUUUGUUACCAAGUACGGAGAUGAUGUAACUUCCAAACAAAUCAUGCUUCAUAGCGACAGAAAGGUGGAUGGAAUUUGCUUGGAGGCACUUAUUACCAUUUCACCAAAGAAUGACUUGAUUGCAAAGGUCGUGAAAGGAUUGUUAGCUCACAAAAAGAAAGGAAGAUGGAGCAAUACACAAGAAAAUGUGUUCAUAUUACUGGCUCUUAACACCUAUUUCCAUGUGUUUGAGGGUGUCACUCCACAAUUCGUUGUCAAAAUGUGGUUGGGAGAUGAUUUCUGUGGCGAACAAAAGUUCCAUGGUCGCAAUAAGGAUGAAAAUAUGCUGAGCAUUCCAAUGAUGCAGUUAGAAGGAGAGGGUACCUCAAAGACAUUGGUUCUCUCAAAGGAAGGUCCAGGAAGACUUUAUUAUCGACUUGCAAUGGAUUACGCACCAAAGAAUUUAUUGCUACCACCAUUAGAUUAUGGAUUCCAAAUCCAAAGAACCUAUGAAGGUGUCACUGAUGCAUCUCAUGCCCAAUAUGAUAAGGAGAAAAAUUGUUGGAAAUUCAAAGCUGGAGAAAUGAUUCGUGUGAAAAUUAAUAUCACCACCACUUCACGGCGUUACCAUGUGGCAUUGGUGGACUUUUUACCUGCUGGAUUGGAAGCUUUAAAUCCUGAAUUGAAAGGGGCUCCUCAGGCUGCUAAAAGUCAUCACCGUUGGUGGGACUGGCCAUGGUACGAACAUCAAAAUAUUAGAGAUGAAAGAGUUGAAGCAUUCUCUAGUUUGGUGUGGGAAGGAAAUUACUCGUUCAAUUAUAUGGCUCGUGCGACAAGUAUUGGAAGUUUUGUCAUUCCACCUGCAAAGGCUGAAGAAAUGUAUAGCCCUGAAAUAUUUGGUCGUUCCUCCACCAUGUUUGCAGAAGUUUAUGAGUAG
This is a messenger RNA of Naegleria fowleri, 6297 nucleotides long. RefSeq lists its product as uncharacterized. The record is from RefSeq and is a predicted model, not a curated record. Bases 1 to 6297 code for a protein of 2098 amino acids. The transcript has a single exon. Gene Ontology annotation, molecular function: endopeptidase inhibitor activity. NCBI's taxonomy places the organism in Eukaryota, Heterolobosea, Eutetramitea, Acrasida, Naegleriidae.